AGCUUACAAACCUUAACUCUUUUUUGGAAGAAAACUAGGAGACAAAGCUGCUUCCGCCAUUGACUGACCCGAGCACUUGCACUUUCCGAUCACCGCAGAGACUUCUGGUAUUCAAGACACUCAGUCAUAAUGCUCUUUAUAUACCCCAAUGGCAUGCUCGCUUUAGGACACAGGAUCGAUGAAGAAGCUGCAAUGAUUUAGCUCCGAACUGAUAAGAUUUGGAUCAAUGGCGGAGGCGAACUUGGAUGGGAAUGGGUAUGUGGGACCAGAGAAACGCAUCAAGCACUAUAGCAAUCUCCACAGAAUACUGCUUGUAGGUGAGGGUGAUUUUUCCUUUGCAGCUUGCAUGGCCAGGAAAUUCGGCCACGCCAGCAACAUGGUAGCUACCUCGCUCGACUCGAGAGGCAUGAUAUGGAUGAGAUACGCAUCUUCAGCGAUUGACAACUUGGAUACCAUCGAUGGCUUUUGGGGCACCGUUUUGCAUGAUGUGGACGCUCAUACCAUGAGCAAACACCCCAGUCUCAAGCAUAAAUCCUUCGAUCGAAUAGUCUACAACUUUCCUCAUGCUGGCUUCCACGGCCCUGAAGCAUCCUCACUCCAGAUUGAGCGUCACAGGAAUCUGGUGAGAGCCUUCCUGAGCAACGCGAAGGCAAUGCUGGCCGAGGACGGAGAGAUACACCUGACGCACAAGAUGGGUCAUCCAUACAGCGAGUGGGGAAUCGAGAAGCUGGCCAAGGAACAAGGCCUGUUCUUGGUUGAGGAAGCGCGGUUCUGCGAGCGGGAUUAUGUAGGGUAUGUCAACCGGAGAGGUUCGGACAUAAAUAGUCAUUGUACUUUCCCCAUCGGAAAAGCCUCGACUUACAUGUUUAGGAAAAAAUAUCCGCGAAACAAGGCCUGUUCUUGGUCGAGGAAGUGCGGUUCUGCGAUCGGGAUUACGUAGGGUAUGUCCACUGGAGAGGUUUGGGCGUAAAGUAUAAUCGUACUUUCCUAAUCGGAG
Rhodamnia argentea is the source of this 997-nucleotide messenger RNA. RefSeq lists its product as uncharacterized. Bases 227 to 940 code for a protein of 237 amino acids. Gene Ontology annotation, molecular function: rRNA (uridine-N3-)-methyltransferase activity. NCBI's taxonomy places the organism in Eukaryota, Viridiplantae, Streptophyta, Magnoliopsida, Myrtales, Myrtaceae. The transcript is spliced from 3 exons. Gene Ontology annotation, cellular component: cytoplasm. Gene Ontology annotation, biological process: rRNA base methylation. The record is from RefSeq and is a predicted model, not a curated record.